Messenger RNA from Monomorium pharaonis (pharaoh ant), 2728 nucleotides. RefSeq names its product rhomboid-related protein 3 (gene rho-4). The coding region runs from base 1 to 1335 and encodes 444 amino acids. NCBI's taxonomy places the organism in Eukaryota, Metazoa, Arthropoda, Insecta, Hymenoptera, Formicidae. Gene Ontology annotation, cellular component: membrane. The transcript is spliced from 5 exons. The record is from RefSeq and is a predicted model, not a curated record. Gene Ontology annotation, molecular function: serine-type endopeptidase activity; calcium ion binding.
AUGUUCUAUCAGCAGCGAGCAAUGCGUCAGAUCUCGGAAAUUUCCUACGUGGGAGGUUUUAAAUUGAUAAGGAUGUCAACUAGUCGAGAGGGCGAGACUGCGGUGACCAUCCCACUGCAGUAUAAUGAAGCUCAUUGGAAAGCUAUCUUUGAAAAGUACGAUCUCGAUGGAGAUGGAAAGAUAUCACUCCAAGAACUAAAAGCAAUGAUACAUGGUCCAGAUUUUUCCAAGGACAUCCCUGCAGGGGUAAUCCGCACAAUAAUGCGUAAAGCGGAUCUGGAUGAAUCUGGUUACUUGGAAUAUCCAGAAUUUAUAGCAAUGAUUCAUAGAAAGGACAUGCAAGGUAUAUUCGGACACCUCGUGCAACGAUACGUACACUGUUUGGUACCUCAACGACCAACUCACGCGCUACGACAAACUUCCCUUGGCUCGAGGUAUUAUCCCCAGCGACAAAUCAGUAUUGUAAUGCACGCACCACCUUCUCCUCCUCCUUCGAGCUUUGGCGAUUCUCCCCAGGCUAUAAUUAAAAGCAGAUGCCGUUCUGCACGUUUUACUGGUCUACAGCAACAAACAAGUACAAUAACGGAAUCUUCUCUAUACUCUAGCGAUUAUCCAGAUGGACUGUAUGAAGAAGAGUACAGUUGUCGACCGCCAGCUGUAGCAAUGAUUAUCAUAUCGAUAAUAGAAAUCAUUUUGUUCAUGUAUGAUGUGAUUAAGCACAAAUCUCUUUCUGUAGAAGGACCAGCGGCUCAGUUAUUUAUUUAUAAUCCGCACAAGCGAUACGAAGCCUGGCGGUAUAUAACAUACAUGUUUGUACAUGUCGGAGUCUUUCAUUUGGUCGUUAAUCUACUGGUACAAAUCAUGUUGGGAAUUCCACUGGAGAUGGUUCACAAAUGGUGGAGAGUAUUGUUAAUAUAUAUAGCUGGAGUACUGGCUGGUUCCCUUGGUACGUCCGUUUCAGAUCCAACGGUUUACCUAGCCGGUGCAUCGGGUGGAGUAUAUGCGCUAAUCACUGCUCAUGUAGCGACCAUCAUAAUGAACUGGUCACAAAUGGAAUUUGCUGUUUUACAACUAUUAGUGUUCCUUGUUAUCACAAGUGUCGACAUCGGUCAAGCCGUGUACAAUCGUUACGUGCUUGAUACCAACGAUCAAAUCGGCUACGUGGCCCAUUUAGCCGGUGCUAUAGCAGGUCUUCUAGUAGGUAUAAAUAUUCUCCGAAAUCUCGAGGUACAAACUUGGGAGAAAGUUAUUUGGUGGGCCAGUAUAAUUACUUACACGGUUCUCAUGACCGCAGCUAUUUUGUGGAAUGCAUUAUACCCUUCAUAUUACAAAUGAUAUUCGAAUCAGUAUUUAUCUCGUUCGAGUUAUUUGACAACAUACAUACACACAUUGAUAGAACCAAAUUUAUUAUUGAAAGAAAAAUAACAUGUCUUGAAAUUGUAGCUAUAUAUGCAUGAAAUUACUAUAUAUUUUUAUACGUUAGUUGAUAUAAAAAUAUACUCGCGUUAUAUUAUUUUAUAUUAAUAUAAAUUUUUAAUAUAAAAUAAUAGAGUCUUAGAAUCGAGCAAAAUAGUUUAUAUUUUCGUAUAAACUUUAUUGCGAAAGAAUAAAACUAGUAUUUGUAAUAAAAAUAUAGUAAAGUAAUUUUUUAAACACAGUAUUUUCUAAGUACACAUUUUCGAAAGCAAAUAGUAGAACAACAGAUUCUGUGAUACUUUUGCUACAUAUAUUAAAUGCAUGCAAUCAUUUGCAAGUUCGACAAAUUGAAAGAUGACAUCGAAACUGUGCGCGAAAUAUCAAUAUUUCUAUUUUAGAACUAUUGUUUGAAAAUGCAUGGAAAAAACUACCUCUAUUUAGUAUUGCAUAACAAUCUAUCACGCACAUAAAUUAUCAAUUAAUUUUUCAAUAAUACUUCAUGCAUUAUACAAAUACAUUCUAUUAUUUAAUAAUUCAAAUAAUGUACAGAAUCUGAAAUCUAAAUUAAAUAAUACCGCAAUGUACUGAAUUACUAACAUUCUAAAAUUCACACAUACACACACAAAAUCAUUUUGUCCAAUUUUUCCAUUUAAAAACGUGCCUUGUGAUUAAAAUAGAAUUAAGAAGAUCCUUUUAAGAUGUCUUUUCUUAAACAGUUGUUAAAUGCAAAAAAAUAUAUAAUUCAAAAUUUGUAUGUAUUUUGCAAUUAUAUAUUCAUGUAUUUUAUGAAUCGUUACUUAUUAGAAAUAUGAAUAAUGUUAUACUCACAGAUACAAAAUAGUGUGUUAACAUUUUUGGAAGAUUUAUUUAUUUUACCUUAAAUUUAUAUGAAUAAUAUACCUGAGCACAUGGUUUAUUUUAUGUACCUGAUUUGCACGGAUAUAUUAAUUUAUAAAACAAUUACUAUUUCGAAUACAUAACGUCAAAAGAAGUAAUCAGAACAGUCAGCUUUAUAACUUGUGUUCACGAUACAAAUAUUGGAAACAAGAUAUUACUUUGACAUUUUUUGAACAAAGGAUAUCUGUGAAUAAUUGUUUUAAAAAAUGUAAACUAUAAUUAAUCUUUAAUUGGGACUGCAACUAUCCACUUGUAAUAGCUCCAACUUAGUAAUAUUUAUAAAAAGAAUAAUUGUAUAAAUGUUUUAAGAUUUCUAUAUUUUAUCUAAUCGAGAUAGUGCAGCUAUUUAUAUCUUCCUGGAAACAAUUGUUUUUAUUAAUUUGAAAAAUAUAACAAGUAAGGCUGCUAUUACAAA